Messenger RNA from Apis dorsata (giant honeybee), 1297 nucleotides. Its product is annotated as zinc finger protein Noc-like. Gene Ontology annotation, cellular component: nucleus. The record is from RefSeq and is a predicted model, not a curated record. The transcript has a single exon. Bases 368 to 1228 code for a protein of 286 amino acids. Gene Ontology annotation, biological process: negative regulation of DNA-templated transcription. NCBI's taxonomy places the organism in Eukaryota, Metazoa, Arthropoda, Insecta, Hymenoptera, Apidae.
CGUUGGCGUUUAAACCUUACGAGACUAACGUCGUCUCGAAGAAGUCGUCCUCCGACGAGAGUAGACCUGCUUCCAAAGCGAGUGUUCACAGUGUCAGUGGUCAAGAGAGUUGUGGUGUGAGUGCGAGUGAUAACGGGAAUCACGCGGAGAAAAAGUCAUCGGGAAAUCGUACGCCCGUCGGUCGGAAGUCGGCCUCGCCCGCGAGUCAAGCGACGGCCACGGCGAGCACCACACCGUCCAUCGUCGAUCGCAAGACGCCGGCGGAUCGAGAGAAAACCGACGGAUCGCCUCGUAGCAACAACAACAACAACAACAACAACAACAACAACAACAACAAUGNNNAACGAGCCCGAUCAUUAGAUCCGGUAUGGAGAUACUUUCCGGCGGCCACGCCAAGGAUACCAAUUUGGCCGCGUACAAGCCCGGCACUCUCGCAGGAUUCUCGGGAAAUCCGUUGUGCUGUCCACCCGGAUUGGCGGAAAAUCCGGCUUUCAGACCGCCGUUCGCCGGCGCGUCGCCUUUCUCGCAUCAUCACGCCGCCGCGGCCGCCCUCCUCGGUUAUCCGUCGAGCACCCCCACGGGCGGAAAUCCGUAUCUGAGCUACGCCCGCGUGAAGACGCCCGCCGGUGGAGAGGCUUUGGUCCCGGUGUGCAAGGAUCCUUACUGCACCGGUUGCCAAUACAGUAUGCACAGCGCGCAAUUGAUGAUGGGCACAGGAAGCUGCCCGAGCGGAUGCACGCAAUGCGACCAUCAGAAAUACGGUCUCGCGAUGGCGUUGUCGUCGUUCGGCCCCAUGGCACCCCCGUCGCUCUCCUACCCGUCCACGUUGACCGGGGGCAGGCCGUACGUCUGCAAUUGGAUCGCUGGCGAUUCUUACUGCGGGAAACGGUUCACCACCUCGGAGGAACUUCUCCAACAUCUUCGCAGCCACACCAGUUUGACCGGUGGCGAUCACGCGUCCUCUUCGGCGGCUCUUCUCGCCAAUCCGCACCCGCAUCCUUUGCUCUCGCCGUCGGCAGCUCUCCACCGCGCGAGCGCCGCCGCCACUUAUCCGACGCCUUCGCUCAGCCCCCUCGGCGCUAGAUACCAUCCGUACGGGAAACCGCCGACGGGGCCUCUUCCAGCCUCGUUAGCCGCCUCGCCUUACAGCGCGUUCAACGCGCUUGGACCCUACUACUCCCCGUACGCGAUCUACGGGCAAAGGAUCGGCGCCGCCGUACACCCUUGAAUCGUGGAUACCCGUGAAUCGUGUCGAACGUUCUCAGUGUACGGUCCAUCGUUGGUGUAAACGUAGCGC